Molecule: messenger RNA, 1910 nt
Organism: Diabrotica virgifera virgifera (western corn rootworm)
Lineage: Eukaryota; Metazoa; Arthropoda; Insecta; Coleoptera; Chrysomelidae
Exons: 10
Coding region: 15-1688 (557 amino acids)
Molecular function (GO): protein binding
Source: RefSeq, a predicted model, not a curated record
AACUAUUUACUUAAAUGAAGAGUUUGACGGUACACCUAUCGAUAAUCCAACUCUUACUAUUAAACUUAAGUUCUGAUAGUGAUGGAUUUAUUUUUGUGAAAGUUGUUUUUAAACAAAAAAUAAAGGUUUAUGGACAGUCGGCAGCAGCUCACGUAUUAGGUGACGAAUGUAACAGUGAUUGGGAGUGCCGAGAAGAUAUAACUGGUUCAAUUUGUCACCGAGGAAGAUGUGCUUGUCAACCGUUUUACGCAAGAGUCAAUCAGACCACAUGUUUACAAGCAACUCUCUUGGGUUACGACUGUCUCGUACCGGAACAGUGUUCUUUGAAGGUGGCCAAUAGCAGCUGUCUGGACGGUGCAUGUCGAUGCGUUGACGGCUUCCUGCAGUUCCGGAAGCACACUUGCCUUGGACCUGCAAGACCUGGAAACGUAUGUUAUAGCAAUGAACAUUGUCGCCUUUGGACUGCAGACAGCCACUGUGACUUCCUCAUCCCAAAUCUGUUUGGAAGAUGUUCCUGUAAUUCCCCUUUCAAACAAGUAGGGGAUUCAUGCGUUAGAUCUGCAUUCCAGACUAAAUCUACAAGUGCGUCUACAACCGUUCCUACCUCAACUACUACCAUGAGAAGUACAACUUCGACUUCUACUACUACUGCCGUACCCACUACUAUUACUGUUAGGAGCACAACGAGAAAACCGAAUUCUGAGAUUAAAAAUCAUGAUAUAGAAACCAACGUUAUUGUCGACAAUGGUAUGGCGCAGGUUGUUGUUAAGGAAAGAAUGCCUGGGAAAGACAGAACAACAAAAACUGUACCCACUACAUCCGAUUUUACAACUCGUAUUCCUAAUACGCAGAAAUUUGUUUCUUCCAAAAUGGACUCAACUACAAGGGCUACAAUUUCCAGGAGAGUUACUACGAUGGAACCUACAUCUACGACUCCUCCAGAACUGAUAAUUCCUUCAAUUACGACAACUCUACCUCCAACAACCACAGGCAUAAGGACAAGGGUCGAAACGGGCGACGAAGCUGUAAGCUUGGGUUUACCAUGCGUGACUGACAUGCAAUGCAAAAUGGCUGAUUCAUCUUCAAAAUGCAUAGAAGGAAUUUGCGACUGUAUUAUUCGGACAAAUGGCACACGAUCUUGUUCGGCUAAAAAUCGUGGAUGUAUUCCCGGAACAUUUCAGUGUCGAAGCACCGGUACAUGCAUCAGUUGGUUUUUCGUUUGCGAUGGUAGAAAAGACUGCAGCGAUGGAUCAGAUGAAGAAUGCUUACCUAACAAAUGUCCCCAAGAAGCUUUUAGUUGCAAAUCAUCAGGAAAAUGCAUAUCGAGAGCGAGCAGAUGCGAUGGAUCCAAGGACUGUGCCUUGGGAGAGGACGAAAUGAACUGUCAGGCUAUCGGAAGAAAAGGUUGUCCACCAGAUACUUUUCAGUGCAGAGAUGGGAAAUGUCUACCCGAGUACGAAUUUUGUAAUGCUAUAAUUGGUUGUAGUGAUGGCAGUGACGAACCACCUCACAUUUGCAAAGGCCGAGCGAGAAGGAGAAGAACAGAAUAUUGUCCUUUACGAUGUGGAAAUGGCAGAUGCCGAUCUAGCGCAAUUGCUUGUUCUGGAAGAGAUGGUUGCGGUGAUGGCACAGAUGAAAGUCAAUGUUCAGUUUGUAGAUGUCCCGUGAUUAAGAGCCGCAACUUAUAGUUCGUUUAAUUUUUCGUUUGACUUUGUACAAUGCCAAAAAUUUUGUAAAUUAUUUUUACUAUACGAAAUAAGUUCUUAGGUAUUUACUUAAAGAAUUGUACGUUAGUUAGGUUUUUGUAAUGCUCAAAACUAUUUAAUUGUAUUUUAUAGAUAGAUUUAUUUAUUUACAGUUUAGGUUCCUAGGUGAAUAAGUUCUGUAAAAAUAAAUGUCUUAAGUACCAA